AUGGCAGUGAAAAUCGACGACAUCGAUCAAAGACGAGAAGCUGCUAAGAAAAAAUUCGCAUUUCUCAUGUGGAAAACUGAAAGACAGUGUCGGCAACAAAUAAGACGUCAGAUAAUCAGAAACGAAGUAGUUCUCCAAUCAGCAGUCGAAAACAUUACACUUCUGAAAGCCUUAUGCAAUAAAACCAAGCAUAUCACAAAUGAGCUGUACAAGCAGAACUGUCGGCUACGUGACGUCAUUCUCAUGCUUCUUCUGACUAUGUGGAUUGCGUUUGACAAGACUUUUCCAGCUAAAUAA
Caenorhabditis briggsae is the source of this 297-nucleotide messenger RNA. The coding region runs from base 1 to 297 and encodes 98 amino acids. The record is from RefSeq and is a predicted model, not a curated record. NCBI's taxonomy places the organism in Eukaryota, Metazoa, Nematoda, Chromadorea, Rhabditida, Rhabditidae. The transcript has 2 exons.